UUGAUUGGUUUGAUCAAUCACCGUGAAUUUGUUAAAGAGCUUAUGUAUUACUUGAAUUUUUUGUACUCGGGUCAAGUGAACCUUUCCAGCAUGUUUGAUGUUUGCAAAACAUUUUAUCGUGCAGAAAAACAAUAACAGUCUCUUACAAACUAUUUUAUGGAAUUUAAGAAGACUUGUGAGGAGCUUAACACACUACUUCCUUUUUAUUCCUGAUGUGAAGGUUCAGUAAUGCCAACAGGAGCAAAUGGUUGUCAUGAGUUUUCUUGUUGGCCUUUCCACUGACUUUGAGGCUGCAUAGUAUCAAGUUCUUUCUGGUUCUGCGAUUUCCUCUCUACAAGACGUAUUUAGUUGAGUACUUCGCACUGAAGGUACUUCACCAGUUCAACCCAACGGCGCAUUGAUCGGUAGAAAUAAUGAUUACCCACCUGGGAGAUCAACCAAUCAAAGUGGAUACAAAGGAAGUUGCUCACAAGGGUUUGAACCUCAAUCCUCAAAUUCUAGAGGCAUUGUGUGUCGAUACUGUCGUAAGCCAGACCAUACGAAGUUUGAGUGUAAAAAGCUUCUGUACAAAAAUCAGCAAAAGAACUCGGCACAUGUUGCAUUCACAAAUGAUGCCUCUGAAAUCCUUAUCUUUGUCAAUGAUUUUUCCAAGUCCUCACAACACCAAGAAUCACUCAAGUCUUCAUCUCCUUCUGUCACUGCUGUUGUUGAUUCAGGUAAACCCAACACGUGUCUUCUUUCCAAAUCCUCCAAAUGGGUCUAUUGACAGCCUAGGAAAUCAUAGAUUCACCGUGUGAUAGAGCUGGCAGAUUUCUUGUAUAUAUUUACUUUCCUUUGUUAGAAAAUUAUAAUUAAUUGUAUAUAUUCAACUUUUAUAUUCUUGAUUCUUGUAUAGCUUAUAUAUACCGAUUAUCUCAAUGAAUAAAAGAUCAAGUUUUAUCACCAUCAAUUGUCUCUAUAUUUCUUUUUCCUAUAUUUCUAUAGGGAAAUUUGACUUUUUAUGCUUAAUAGUGUGGUGUAAUACAAAAUAAUGCUAGACAUUUUUAACAUUACAAAAUAAUGCCAAAAUUUUUGCUAGUACCCAAAAUGCCCCUGUCACAAUUCCCCUCAAUCCCACUUUUGAUUCUCCCUCUCUCUCUCUCAAACUCUCGGUCAAGCUCUCCCCCAACCUUUGAACUACCCAGCUCUCCCCCCUCCGUUUAACUCUCUCUCUCAAACUCUCAGUUCAAGUCCCCGUCUAAGCCGCGCUGCCCCACGUCGCAGCCCCCGUCGAAACCCCGCGCCUCCGUCUCGCCGUCCGUCCGUCUUGCCUCUCGCCUCUCGCCGUCUGUCAUCCAAAACCCACGGUUCAAGUUUCUCCAUACCCAAAACAAAGAUGCCGAAGUUUCUUUUACCCUUGAUAGAUCACUUUUCUGGACGAGUCACAUAUAGGGGCAAUGGUUACUUUAAAACAAUCAAGGACAAGUUUGAGGAGCUCGGGUUGAUAGAAAGGAUGAAGGAAUCCCCAUUCAAACAAUUUUUCAUGGCUGAGAAGUUAGACUUCUCUGCAUCUCUCAUGCAUCAAUUAAUGUUGCGCAAGAUCCAAUGCUUCAAAGAGGAUGAGUUGCAUUUACAUUUGGGAUCUAGACCCUGCAGAUUUGGUAGAGGUGGGUUUGCUUUGGUUACGAGGUUGAACUUCAGUUCCGGACCAUCUGAGACUGAUUUGAAGAAACACUUGACUAGUGACCGCUUAAUCAAGGAGUACUUUAAUGAUGAAGAAUCAGUGAAGAUAAUGCAUUUGAAGGCUGCUUUAAAAAACUGCACUGUAGUUGAAGAUGCCUACAAGUUGGGCCUAUGUUUCUUUGUUGAGGGGGUUUUACUUGCACGAGAGGGCAAGUUAAAUGUCUGGAUAGAUUCGCUGAAGAUGGUGGAGGACACUGAGUACUUCUUUACUUACCCAUGGGGGAAAGUGUCUUUUAAUAAGCUUAUGGAUUCAUGUAAGAAAGACAUGCAUCAUCAGAAGAGGAACUUUGAGAAGAAAAAGGAAGUUAUGGGGAAAUAGAAAGAAGCAAAAUACAGUUUGUAUGGUUAUGUCCCUGCAUUGCAGUAUUGGGCAUACGAAGCCAUCCAACAGUUUGCACGUGAGUAUGGUAUUAACCAUGGAAACCAGUUUCCGAGGAUGCUCAGUUGGUUGAGCAAUAAGGAGCGUCCUAUUUCGAAGGCCGACCUUGCACCGAUGUUCAAGAAGACGAGUUUGAUUGUGUUGUCUAUGUUGAAGCCCCGGCCUUCGGAGAUAGAUUAUUAUAGCGCUCUGACGGAGGGUGAUGCUCCCUUGUAUCCCGGGUUGGGCCAAGAAGAAGAGGUAGAAACUCCCACUGAUUUUGAGAAGGUGGCGGAGAUAGCUGCUGAGGUUGCGAAGGCAGCCAAUAUUUUUGUUGAUGGCCCUGAUGAUGAGGAUACUCCAGUCCCCAUCGGCCCCAGCCCCAUUGGUACACCCUUAUCCUGAUCAACCUGAUUUACGGGAGGUGUUGGAGAGGUUGGAGCGAGUCGAGAGUCGUCAGGAUACCAUCCUAGAGAACCAGGCGGUCAUCAUGGAUGCUGUCAAUAAGAUCUUGACAUUCGUACAAGAUCUUCCAAAUGAUUCUGAUUCUGAUUCCGAGUCACUUGACCUCCCAGAUGAUUUUGUCUCACAUGACAUAGGCACUCCUCCCCCGAUAGUACUCACAGCAAAUCCUGAGACCCCAGGUGUUGCUAUUAUAGAACCUGGGGAUGUUGCUGGUGUAGAGUUUCAAUUGGUCAAGAGGAAAAGACGCAAACCUAAGAAAUUUGAAGACUACACCGACCCAACCAGAGAGAAAGCUCGUUUGGAUGUGAUUUAUGAUGUGCCAUUAGUCAUCGACCCUCUAAAGAAGCCACUUGCUACACAGUACAGGACGGUCGGCAAGUGGUUGCUUGGAGAUAUUCCGAACAAGACGAAGAGGGAUGUCCAAACUGGUGUGUAUGGUCUGAGUUGGUUUAUGACGAUGAAGGCACCACAGUUUUGGAUCGAUGAAGGGCAUAUUGAUGCGGCCAAGCAUAUGCUACGUAGGCGUCGACAGUUCUAUCCCGGGGUGUAUUGGCAAGAUGCUGUUGUGAUGAAUAUUAUGUUCUCACAAGUGGUACUGGACCGUUAUGAUGCAUAUCAGAAUGCCAAGGAAGCGAAUAAGAAAAGGUUUUUGUGGGAUUCAGAUGUGAUAUCAAUGAUUACGGGAAUUGACAAUCAAUUUCUGACAUCGUGGAAGGGAGUAGACACUGUAUAUUGGUGCCAGAACUACCUACAAAUGCAUUAGUUUGCAGUUGAAGCCUCCAUUUCUACUUGGACUCUGAAUGUUUAUGAUUCGGACGUGACCGUGAUAAGUGAUAAACAACUGGAAGCGUUUAUGAAGUCAUGGUGUACUUUGUUCCCAUCGUUGUUAUUGCAGUCACAACUUUUCAAGGACGACCCUCGGUUGACGAUUCCACCUGGAGCUAAAAGAUGCAAAGAGUUCAAUGUGCAUCGCAUGCCAGUUGAUUCAGUACCCCAAACCAAAGUCAGUGGAGAUUGUGGUGUGUACGCCAUCAAGUACAUCGAACACUUAUUGGGUAGGCUACCACUUGACACGAUUUGCGAUGACAGCAUGGAGUUGUUCAGAAACAAAUGGACAGUUGACUUAUGGCAGAUGUGUAAAGAUGCGUCAAGGAGGUUAUUAAUUGGUAACAUCCACGUUCUUUACAACCCAAGUCCAGGGGAUGUUAAAUUAGGUCAAAUUCAUUUUCUCUCAUCAAGGGCACAUGUUCUCUCAGAGAAAUGGGGCAAUGUGCCUGUUCUUCUUACGGGUGAUUUCAACAGUACUCCUCAGAGUGCAAUAUACAAGUUCAUGUCGUCAUCUGAGCUUAAUGUCAAGUUAUAUGAUAGAAGAGAGCUAUCUGGGCAGAGAAGUUGUCAUCCUGCUCAAGUUUUAGGUGUCAAACAAGAAAUCAGCAGUCCGUUAAGUUUGAUAGACGGCUUGUUGAAAACUUCCUGGAAGGACGAAGAGAUUAAAGUUGCAACAGGAAAUUCUGAGGGCCAUGUAGUUGUUCAUUCACUGAACCUUAACAGUUCCUAUGCCACAGUGAAGAGUUAUACAGGAACACGGGAACCUAAUGGUGAACCCUUAGCCACUUCAUAUCAUUCUAAGUUCUUGGGAACCGUUGACUAUAUAUGGUACUCAGAUGAUCUGUUACCUACAAGAGUUUUAGACACAGUUUCAGUUGAUAUUCUCAUGACAACUGGUGGACUCCCAUGCCAGGUAAGAAUACAUAAAGAAAAUCAUGCCGCUUGAUAGUUCUUAAGUUGAAAGUUUAUGAACUGAUUAAACAUCUAUUAUAGUAUGCCCAUUCACUUGAUAGGGUAUUGCCUGGGGGAUUAGUUGUCGACACUUGCUGAUACCAACUUGUAUUUAGGUACACUAACAACGAGGCUAAGUAGAAUCAAUCAACUAAUGAGAAUGCAUUGGGCGAAUACUGAUAUUGUAUUUGCUUGGUGUGGUUGCAUGUGUAUAGGAAUAGGACAUGUUGUGAUCUCCAGGUCAGUAGUGUUAGUUCCCGCACAUGAAAUUUGUAGCAGCAUAUGUUAGAAUUGAGUGGUUAGAAUUCUGUUAGGUUGUUAGAAAAGUUAGUUUUAGUUCUUGUAACUAAGUGAGCUUUUUUUAGUAAUUAUUGGUUACUGAAAUUAUGGACUCUAUAAAUACUGUUUCAUUGUAAUUGUUCAAUUGAUGAUCAAUAAGAAUUUUCUCUCUUACAUUCUCUAAAUUAAUAUGGUAUCAGAGCACAGUGAUUCGUAAGUCCCUUGUUGUUCGUUCAUUUUUUUUUUCUCUGUUCCUUUACUCUUACUGCCAUGGCCAGAAGUGGAGGAGUUCAGACACGACGCAAUGCUGCUCGAUCUAAUUCAACUGAAGACAACUCGAAUGAAGAUUCUAAUCCAUUUUCUGUUCUUGAUGACCAUUCUUGAUCUCACACUGACGAUCCUCGGAGCCCUUGCUAUCUUUCCCAUGGCGAUCAUCCUGGUGCCACUCUGGUUCCCAAAAUCCUUACAGGCAGUACAAAUUACAGUUCUUGGAGAAGAUCGAUGAUGGUGGCAUUACUUGCUAGAAACAAAGUGCAAUUCGUCAAUGGCAAGCUUCCUCCACCAGAUGAAGACAAUGAAGACUUCGACAAGUGGAAUCGAUGUAAUAGUCUUGUGAUUUCUUGGAUACUCCAUGCUGUCACACUUGAUAUUGCUGACAGUAUCAUGUACAUGGAGAAUGCCUCUGCCAUUUGGGAUGAACUUCAAGAAAGAUUUCAUCAAAAGAAUGCUCCAAGAAUCUUUGAAGCAAAACGGUGUAUGCAGAUUCUUACUCAGGGAUCGAAUGAUGUUACCACUUACUACACUCGUCGAAAGGCUUUAUGGGAUCAGAUCCAAGAAUAUAGACCUACACCUGUUUGUACAUGUGGGGCAAUGAAGACUAUUCUCGUUUAUCAAGAAGAAGAUCGUGUUCUUGAAUUUCUGGUUGGUCUAAAUGAGUCCUAAACUAAUGCCAGAUCUCAGAUUCUUUUACAAGAUCCCUUGCCUAGCAUUAACAAGGUUUAUGCAUCGAUUAUCCAAGAAGAGAGACAACGUGGCAUUACACAUACUCACACUGAAGUUACCCAACCUAUUUCAGCUCUUCAAGGUUCAUCUACCCUUGGACAAUUUGUUGGAACUAGUCAGUACAACAGACCUCGCAUGACUUGUACUCAUUGUGGCAUGACUGGUCACACUAUGGCCAAGUGUUAUAAGAUAUAUGGAUAUCCACCAGGACAUAAAUUUCAUGGAAGAUUACCAAAUAAACACAAUGGUAAUACUGGUCCUCCUAUUUCUAAGCCUACUGCCAAUUUCUCAGGAUGUCCUGAUGCUUCUGGUCCCAGAUUGGUACAUGAUCAGGAGCUGAUAUCCAACUUGACUGCUCAAUGUCAAAGAUUGAUGGAGUUGUUUGGACAGAAAGGUCAAGAGUCAUCACUCACCUCAUCCAAUUCUUCCAAUUCUGACCCCCCAUUGUGUCUCAUUUCUCUGGUAAGGAUUUUCCUAUUCCCAAAUCCCGAUGGAUAAUUGAUACAGGAGCAACACAUCAUGUGUACCUUGAUAUUUCUUUAUUUCAUCACACCCGUCCCAGCUUGAAUAUGACAUAUGUUUAUUAACCUAAUGGGUCUAGAGCAAAAAUCACUUGUCUUGGCACUGUUUAUGUUUCACCAUAUAUCAUCUUGACAGAUGUGCUUUGUGUCCCUGAAUUUCAAUAUAAUUUGCUCUCUGUCAGUUCACUAAUCCAGUCUGCUUCAUGUUUUUUUCAUUUUUUCCCUGACUCUUGUAUUAUUCAGGAUCCUAUGAAGACACAGCGAAUUGGGACGGCUGACAUAUUAGGGAAUCUAUACUAUUUGAAUGCUCCUUGCAAUUCUAGUACUCUCCACACUUCUGCUCAAAUUUUUUCUUUUUCUGAGUCAAAAAUCAGUGAUAACACUGUAUGGCACUACAGCCUAGGCCAUCCUUCUUGUAUCCUCUGAAUAAAGAUUUGCAAUUCAGACAUUAUUCUUGUUCUCAUUUUCAUUGCAUAGUUUGUCAUUAUGCCAAACAAAAGAAAUUGCCUUUUAUUUCUUUACAUCAUAUUGCUGAAAAUUGUUUUGACCUUAUUCAUAUUGACAUUUGGGGCCCUUUUCAUACUUUAACAACCGAAGGAUAUAAAUAUUUCAUUACUAUUGUAGAUGAUUGUUCUAGAUUUACUUGGGUCCAUCUUAUUAAACAAAAGUCUGAAGCACAAACUGUUAUUCCAACUUUUAUUCAGCUCAUUAAAACUCAGUUUGGUGCUCAAAUCAAAGGCAUUCGGUCUGAUAAUGCCAAAGAGUUACAGUUUCCAGACUUAUUUCACACUCUUGGCAUUGUCCACUAUCAUUCCUGUGUUCAAAGGCCACAACAAAAUUCUGUUGUGGAACGAAAACACCAGCACCUGCUUAAUGUGGCCAGAGCUCUUCUAUUUCAGUCUUAUAUUCCCUUAUGCUAUUGGGGUGACUGUAUAUCCACUGCUGCCUAUUUGAUUAAUCGGAUUCCUAGUCCUAAUUUGAAACACAAAAGUUCUUUUGAGGUUCUUUAUUCUAAGGUCCCUAGCUAUGAGCAUUUGAAAGCUUUUGGUUGUUUAGCUUAUGCUUCUACAUUAUCUGCAUCCCGAACAAAAUUUUCCCCUAGAGCUGUUCCUUGUGUUUUCUUAGGAUAUCCUGUAGGCAUAAAAGCUUACAAAUUGUUAGAUCUUAACACCAAUAAAAAAAUUUCUUCUAAAGAUGUGCAUUUUCAUGAACAUAUCUUUCCUUUUGUUCAAAAUGCUGAGUUACCAAAUGGAUAUCAUGAAUUUUUCUCUGCUGUGCCACUUCCUUCUCUGUCAUCUCCACCACAAUUGUCAGUUCCCCAAUUUGCAGCUCCUGCUCCCACUUCUUUAUCCCCAAGUGGCAGACCAGCUCGAGUUUCACAAAAACCUUCUUAUUUGAAUGAUUAUCAUUGUUUUUUUGUCCACUAAUCAUUCUCUUGCUAUACCACAGAUGUCAUUCUCAGUUACUUCACAUCCAUUAUCUCAUGUUAUUGACUAUAGCAGAUUGUCACCUUCAUUUCGAGCUACUGUUUUGUCUAUUUCUAGUCAUCAGGAACCUGAAUUUUUUAGUCAAGCUCAUGGGAUUCCAGAAUGGGAUGCAGCUAUGGCAUCUGAAAUAGCAGCUUUGGAAGCCAACAAUACUUGGUCUAUUGUUAGUUUGCCUCCUAAUCAUCAUGCCAUAAGAUGCAAAUGGGUGUACAAGAUCAAGUAUCAUGCCGAUGGCACUAUUGAAAGACACAAGGCCAGAUUAGUUGCCAAAGGCUAUAGUCAACAAGAUGGGAUUGAUUACACAGACACUUUUGCUCCUGUGACAAAAUUGGUUACUGUCAAAUUGGUUUUAGCUUUGGUUGCUGUUCGAGGAUGGUAUUUGCAUCAAUUAGAUGUUAAUAAUGCUUUCCUCCAUGGUGAUUUGCAUGAGGAAGUGUUUAUGACUAUACCUCAAGGGUAUAGUGCUAAGGGGGAGAUACCAGUCAAUGCUGUUUGCAAACUUCAGAAAUCCUUAUACGGUCUCAAGCAAGCUUCUAGGCAAUGAUUUGCCAAAUUUUCAAGUGCUUUAAUUGAUGAAGGAUUCCAUCAUUCUGCUACUGACCAUUCUCUUUUUAUGCGACAUUUUGGCAACAGUUUCAUCAUCUUGUUAGUCUAUGUAAGUCUAUGUAGAUGAUCUAAUAUUGGCAAGUAAUGAUCUGGAAGAGUUAGAUACUUUAAAGGCAAGAUUGAAUAACAAGUUUAAGUUGAAAGACUUGGGAAAACUGAAAUAUUUUCUUGGGUUAGAGAUUGUUAGAUCUGAAAGAGGAAUUUUUGUAUCUCAAAGGCCAUAUGCUCUUCAGGUUCUUGAAGAUUUAGGCUAUCUUGGAUGCAAACCACUAAGUACUCCUAUGGAAGCAAAUCUGAAACUUAGUCAAGAUGGCAACCAAGAUGGGAAAGAUAAUUUGGCAGAUCCUACUUUGUAUAGAAGAAUAGUUGGGAAACUACAAUAUUUGACUAUAACCAGACCUGAUCUAUCUUAUUCAGUCAAUAGGUUAAGUCAGUUUUUAGCUAAUCCAAGAAACAGUCACAUGAAAGCAGCUCAGAGAGUCCUACAAUAUGUUAAAGGAUGCCCAGGUCAAGGUAUUUUCAUGUCAGCUAAGUCUCAGAUCAAAUUGGAAGCUUACACAGACUCAGAUUGGGCAGCUUGUCCUGAUACUAGAAGAUCAACAAUAGGUUUUUGUAUUUUUCUUGGAGAAUCUAUCAUCUCUUGGAAAAGUAAGAAACAACAUAUUGUUUCUAGGUCUUCUGCUGAGGCCGAAUACAGGGCCAUGGCCAACACAACCUGUGAAUUGAUUUGGAUUCUUUAUGUAUUAGAAGAGUUGAAGAUCAAACAUGAAGGCCCUGCAAUUCUGCAUUGUGACAACAAAGCUGCUCAACACAUAGCAGCAAAUCCUGUUUUUCAUGAGAGGACUAAACACAUUGAAAUUGACUGUCAUUUGGUUAGAGAGAAAGUUCAGAAGCGGAUCAUCAAAACUAGUCAUAUUUCAAGCAAGGAACAACUUGCAGAUAUUCUAACAAAGCCAUUGUUUCCAAAUCAGUUCAAGCUUCUCAAAGACAAGAUAAAAUUGGAAAACAUAUAUAUUUCAUCUUGAGGGGGAGUGUUAGAAUUGAGUGGUUAGAAUUCUGUGAGGUUGUUAGAAAAGUUAGUUAGUUUUCGUUCUUAUAACUAAGUGAGCUGUUUUUAGUAACUGUUGGUUACUGAAAUUAUGGACUAUAAAUACUGUUUCAUUGUAAUUGUUCAAUUGAUGAUUAAUAAGAAUUUUCUCU
Humulus lupulus (European hop) is the source of this 9419-nucleotide messenger RNA. Its product is annotated as carbon catabolite repressor protein 4 homolog 3-like. Gene Ontology annotation, biological process: proteolysis. Lineage: Eukaryota; Viridiplantae; Streptophyta; Magnoliopsida; Rosales; Cannabaceae. The transcript is spliced from 12 exons. Gene Ontology annotation, molecular function: 3'-5'-RNA exonuclease activity; cysteine-type peptidase activity. Bases 3399 to 4319 code for a protein of 306 amino acids. The record is from RefSeq and is a predicted model, not a curated record.